UGUGCGUGCGUGGUGCUAUGGGUGGGUUGAGUCUUCGGCAUUUACGAUUGUACACAGCAUAUACAGCAGGCCAUUGUGUUCUUGUGUGUCGUCUCUCCUUCUCUCCCUCCGCUCUCAUCAGUUCACACGCACGUAAGAGGCAAGGAAGAACUUGGUUAGUUACUGCGAUUCCCCGAGGAGGAGAGUCUACCCUCGGGAAACGGUCAGAGCAAGAAGCCAACUUCGCUGCUCGCCGCUGGCAAAGAACUGCUUCGGGAAGGUUCACACGUUUGUGUCAAGGAAAGAGGGUGCGGGGAAGACAGAGACAAACGAAGGGGCCAGAGUGCGGCUGGAGUAUCAUGGCAGCUAUGAGAGGCGGGAGAGGUGGGAUUGAGGAUGAGCUUGUCGGCGCCGUGAUGCAAAUGUCGACCCUGGGCAAGGAGAACAAGACAGUCAAACGCGAACUCGCUUCGGCUCUGAGCGAGAACGCCAGGCUCACGAAGGCGAGUGCUUGGGCCCACGAAGAAUGCCGCGAAAAGCUGGAGUUGGCCCACGCGAAAGAGAUAGAAGACUUGAAGAAAGAGAUGGAAGACGUGAAGAAAGAGAUAAAAGACGCGAAGAAGAACGAACGAGAGGCGAUCGAAACGGCCGAAAAGACUUUCGCGGAGCUGAAGAGUUGCACAAUCGAGAAGGAGAAGAUUAAGACAGAGCUGGGGGAGGCAAGGGCAGCGCUGGCGGAGGCAGCGGCGGCGACUGCACGGGCACGGGCCCCCGCCAACAGGCGUAGGGUUACCGCCAUCGGAGUUCGUCCGAUUUCUCCCGUCGGGGGGGGCGCGGGGCCGAAAGGAGGAGGGUCUCAGUAUGCGAUGAACGACGGGGAGGAAGAUAACGGAACGGGAACGGCAAGCGGGGUGGGGAGGGGUGACAGCAGCGGUCAACCGAUGGAGGGCGGUGAAGACCAGGGACUGGAGGGCAACGACGAUGAGGAACAACAGGGCAAUCGCGACGAGGAACAGGAGGGGAGUGGCGACAAUGAGGACGAGGAGGGGGGCGAGGAAGAGGACGAUGAUGCGGACGACAAAGGUCGCGGGAAAGGAGGCGCUGGGUGGUUCGGGUGGAUCACCGGGAGCGCAAAAAAGAGACGUAGGGGCGAGUAACCAAGCGUGCUGUGCCAGCCUCAUAACCUACAUUACGUUCGAGUUAGGCUACCUUCCCCAGGAGUUAUCCCGCCCAUGGAGGCUUCAUUCGCACAUGGUUGGCUGAUUGGGAGUGCGUAUGACUGUGUGAACCGCCGGCGUUCAAUCAAACUCCCAAUCCGUGCAGUAGUUGGCGUGGACCUGACAUUUUACCCGGUGUUUGCCCCUCCGGGUUGAGUUCCAAAAGGCAGAAAUGGCGCUUGUACAGACCGGGAACUUCAACUUUGACUCCAUCGGGCGAGAAUUUCAACCCGGCUACUUCGCUUGGGUACCCUCCGGUGGCGCGCGUUGAGGACUGUAAGGAUGCAAAAUCGGGGGAAGUUAUUACAGUAUUUUAGUCGACAUUUGUCUACAGCCAAGAAGGGUAUCGAGCUGGCGCUCUUGCCUGCAUUCGAAGGCCUUCCGUUCACGGGUACGUGUGCCCUUUGUGUUGUGGGAGUUUUCACGGAAUCAGUCGAAGCCGUAUUCGACCACCGAGUGUGAAGCGUGUUUUUUGUCCCUCUGAUGCAUGAUUCUAGCUUGCAGCACUGCGUGAGGCGUCGAGGAUACCAAGUCCGCCCAGCGCAUGUUGUGUUGCUGUUGUUUGUUGGAGUGUUUCAUUGCCUUCGUAGCGUUGUUGGAGAAGAUAGCACAGUAGUUCAAGUGGGUUGCGGGUUAACGAAGCACUUUUCGAGGCUCUGCCGUUGAGUGCAGUUGUAUGGUCGUCUUUCCGCCAAAAAUACACAUCGCCCAGCGGCGUUGAGACCACCGACGGCAUAGAGACAUGAUUGACGGUGCUUGUACGUGUAAGGAUAGGGUAGUCGAGAGUGCAGAUCACUGGUAAAGAUGCUCGACAGGGGAACAGUAGGGAACAGAUUGUUCUGGGGGUUAUUUGUCACUAGGCGCUUUUUGAACCAAUAACUUCGAAGCGUAUGUGUUUGCGGUACAUCGAUUCGUGUUACCCACCGCGCUCGCUUUCUCGACGUUUCAGGGAAUGGGAGCGACUUCCGUAAAUAUUGCUAGGCUGGUUGAUGAUGUAGCUCCGGAUGUAGAUAUCGUUUGUAAAUGCGGGCGUAGCUUCACCGUAUACAUGUGUAGGGUGGAUCAGAGGAAGUCAUGCGUUGGGCGUGCCAUGCACAGCAACGGUUCUUGUCUUACCGCCGACCCAGGCGCGAUCCAUGCAAACACAGGUGCAGACGACUUUCAUCGUAGGCUUAGAUAUAUAGUUUCUCUUUCGGCGGUGGGUGGUGACAGUCAAAGGCUUGAAUGAUUUUGUUGAUCGAGUGUUGCUUCUCGAAACGAACAACUAGUUGAGACCGGAGGAGAGUUUUUUUUUUUAUCUUCACUUCAAAUCAGCGCUCACGGCACUAUUGCCGUUUACUCCAACCCGUGGUCACACAGAAGAGCUCCUCUCUACCCUUCCCGCCUGCGGUACUUUGCCUUCGAUUUUUAAUGCGAGAAGAGUUCAGCACUCUCUUCCCUCUGUGUACACACGAACUAGCGCUAUCCACUAGGCCAGGAGCGGAAGCGAGAGAAAAACUCACUUUGCAAGAAAAGCUCGCUUACGCCGGGAUUCGAACCCCUGACCUGACCUCUAGAAGGUUUCGAGGU
Ectocarpus sp. CCAP 1310/34 is the source of this 2765-nucleotide messenger RNA. NCBI's taxonomy places the organism in Eukaryota, Phaeophyceae, Ectocarpales, Ectocarpaceae. The record is from the annotation of a GenBank genome assembly.